UUACCCGUUUAUCCCCAGGCAAGCCCAGCCGGAUUUGGCAUCCGCUGCGCUCGUGUGUCGCGCAUCUGAAACCGUGUCACCGCCAUUGAUACCGGGUGGCGUGGCUCGGGUCCUGCCUGCUUUUUCUUCCCUCGUCGCCCGUUUUCCCCCUCUUCCCUCGCCGUCACCCACAUUUCGCCAACACCCACCCACUUCUCUCCUUUCCCGCUGUCUCCCCGUUCAACAUGGCAAGCAUGAACGAGCCUGCUUCAAACACGGCAUCAUCUGCCACCCACCAAAGCCAAGCUGAAGCCAGAACAACCUCGUCGAUUCCCGAUAUCACCCAACUCUCACUCGAACCCAACCCAGAUAUCUUCACCAUCGUCUGCUGCAACGACAGCUUCCAGCUUGCGAUUGAUCACAGCACCAUCAAGAUCCUGCUCAGAGUAUGCAAACGAGCCCGACCCCUCCUGAGCUCCAAGGUGCCUCGCUUCCACCGUUGGUGCCAGAAUGCAGGACUGUGUCAUCCAGACGGACAGAUAAAGAUCGGCCUCACACCGAGCGACCAGAUUGCCAUCUCGCUGCACUGUGAUGAUCAAGAGACAGCUGAUCGAUCCUGGCUCGUUGCUCAGGCAGAGCAUGGCAAUGCUGCCGCAUCAUAUUUCCUGGCAAGGAUCCUUCAAAUCGAGGUUGAAGGGCAACCCUACAUGGAACGAUCCAAGAGGCAAAGCGUCCUCCAGCAAAUCUUCCGCUUUCUGGAGAAUGCAGCCAAAGGUGGCCAUUCAAGGGCCCAGUACGACCUCGCUGGGUUUUAUCUCAACGGAAUUGAAGUCGACAAAGAUCACACCAAGGCCGCGGAGCUAUACCGUGGUCCUGCAGAUCGUGGAAUUCCUCGGGCUCAGGUCGCUCUUGGCCGAUGCUACGAGAUCGGCGAAGGUGUCGAACAAAGCUACGACACGGCCAUUGAGUGGUAUUCCAAGGCAGCAGAUCAAGCCAACGAAGACGGUCGACUCCAUAUCGUGUUCCUCCGUGGCUGGCUCUCGUUCAUCGGCCAUGGUGUCGAACAGAGCGAUGAAACUGCCUUCAACUACUGGCAUGAAGUCAGCACCCAAUCCACCGACCCAGUCAUCAAGCCCAUUGCCACGCACAUGGUCGGGUGGAUGCACUACCUCGGUCGGGGUACCGUGCGCGACGAGCAGAAAGGUGUCAAGAUCAUCCGAGAUAACCAAUCGGAUGAGUUCAAGCUUGGGGAAGGCGAGUGUCUGGCAGCGGAUUGGAACAUCAAGUCUGACUCACCCGCAGCCUGCAAGUUCUUCGAGCUGUGCCAGCUGGGAUCGGACCGUGACUGGUUGUGCAGUCAUCUCAUGGCUGUGUGUAACGUCCACUACUGGGACGUUGGGGCAAGACGGGGAGGGAGGGGGUACAAGACAAGACAGGACGGGGCAGAACAGGGCGGUGCUAGGCUACUCUAGCGGACGGGUGAGCUCGGGGAGCACUUACGUUUAUUCACGAU
Messenger RNA from Polychytrium aggregatum, 1492 nucleotides. RefSeq lists its product as uncharacterized. The transcript has a single exon. Bases 225 to 1451 code for a protein of 408 amino acids. The record is from RefSeq and is a predicted model, not a curated record. Lineage: Eukaryota; Fungi; Chytridiomycota; Chytridiomycetes; Polychytriales. Gene Ontology annotation, molecular function: protein binding.